AUGGUGCUCGAGAAUGUCGAGACCAAUGCCUCGCAACCGAAAGAUACUCUUCCUCGAGGCGUUGAAAUCAUCGAGGCGUUGGGCAUUCCCGAUUGGAGGGAACAGGAGAAGAAGAUUGUCAGACGCCUAGACAUGACGAUGCUUCCUCAGAUGUGGAUCAUCUACAUGAUGAACUUCUUGAAUCGCACGAACAUUGCUCAAGCCCGUCUAGAUGAACACUUUGAAGAGACGCUCAAUCUUGGUAACACAGAUUACAGUACCGCGGUAGCAGUGUUGACUAUUGGAUAUAUGCUGGCACAGUUACCAUCCAACAUGCUUAUCACGCGAGUCCGACCCGCACUCUAUCUCCCCAUUGUUGCCAUUUUCUGGUCUGGCAUUUCAGCGGCGACGGUAGCCGUGAAGAGUCCCGGCCAACUGUUCGCAGUGCAGUUCAUUUUGGGUGUCUUCGAGGCGCCCUUCUUCCCUGGUGCCGUUUACCUUAUGUCGUGCUGGUACACACGCCGGGAGCUGGCUCUCCGCACUGCGCUUCUCUACUCCGGACUGGUCCUCGCGCAGGCGUUCUCCGGCUUGAUCGCUGCCGGCGUGUUCUCUGGCAUGUCUGGCAAGAUGGGUAUUGCAGGAUGGCAGUGGUUGUUCAUCCUAGAAGCCGCACUCAGCGCAUUCUUCGCGUUGACGGCGUUCUUCGUCCUGCCCAACUACCCGCACUCGAACAGCGGCAGCGCCAUGUGGUCGAUGACUGAGGACAUGCGCAAGAUCGCCCAAGCACGCAUCCAGGCUGAUCGUGUCGAGGAGACUCAAACUACGACUGUUUGGAUGGGUCUGAGACUGGCUCUUACUGACCCCAAAACAUAUAUCUUUAUCUUCAUGAACAUCUGCAUGACAUCCUCCUACGGCUUCAACAACUUCUUCCCCACAAUCGUCUCCGGCUUCAAUCUCGGCAGCAGCGCAACCACGCUCGCCAUGACCGCACCCCCCUACAUCCUUGGCACCAUCGUCUCCUUCUUUGUAGCCUGGAACUCCGACCGCCUCAAGGAACGCGGCUUCCACAUCAUGAUCAACAACUGCUGCGCGAUAACCGGCUUCAUCAUCUCCGUCGCGACCCUCAACACCGCGGCUCGCUACACCGCCUCCUUCCUCUACACAUCCGGCUCCUUCUCCGCCAACGCCCUCGUCUACACCUGGGCCGUCUCAACCCUCUCCCAGACCCCCGAGAAGCGCGCCGCCGGCGGCGCCAUCGUGAACAUCAUGGGACAUCUCGGGAACGUCAUGUCCCCGUAUUUCUUCCCCGAUACUCAUCGCCCGAGGUACACAAUGGCGAUGAUCCUGCAGAUUGUGUUUGCGGGGUUGACGUGUGCGACCGCGUUUGGGAAUAAGGUGUACCUGAGACGGGAGAAUAAGAAGGUUAGGGCUAAGGCGGAGGCCGAGGGCGCGGCGUAUAAUCCGUUUACGACGUGA
Messenger RNA from Aaosphaeria arxii CBS 175.79, 1455 nucleotides. RefSeq names its product MFS general substrate transporter. Gene Ontology annotation, biological process: transmembrane transport. The transcript has 6 exons. Gene Ontology annotation, cellular component: membrane. The coding region runs from base 1 to 1455 and encodes 484 amino acids. Gene Ontology annotation, molecular function: transmembrane transporter activity. Lineage: Eukaryota; Fungi; Ascomycota; Dothideomycetes; Pleosporales. The record is from RefSeq and is a predicted model, not a curated record.